Molecule: messenger RNA, 731 nt
Organism: Dermacentor silvarum
Lineage: Eukaryota; Metazoa; Arthropoda; Arachnida; Ixodida; Ixodidae
Product: transcription elongation factor 1 homolog
Exons: 4
Coding region: 165-416 (83 amino acids)
Biological process (GO): transcription elongation by RNA polymerase II
Cellular component (GO): transcription elongation factor complex
Molecular function (GO): RNA polymerase II complex binding
Source: RefSeq, a predicted model, not a curated record
AAGAGACUUGUUUCGUAAAUAACAUUGUUAAUUAAAAUUUUAAUACGUUUCUGAAUGUUUACGCCAGUGGCGACGCCUAGCGAUAGCGUUUUUAAGCGCGCCGUGGAAAGGCCUGCUGGUUUUCAGGUAUUUCAUUGGGUCCCGUUCUGUGUCGAGCUUGAAGGAUGGGAAGACGCAGAAGCAAGCGGAAGCCGCCGCCAAAACGCAAGAACAUCGAACCCCUGGAGACGCAGUUUAACUGCCCCUUCUGCAACCACGAACGGUCGUGCGAAGUCAAAAUGGACCGGCAACGGAAUACGGGUCGCAUCACCUGCAGAGUCUGCCUGGAAGAUUUUCAGACGGCGAUAAACUACCUCUCGGAAGCCAUCGAUGUCUACAGUGACUGGAUCGAUGCCUGCGAGAGCGCAAACCAGUAAGGCGGGAAGGCCCGUCUAUCCUUCAUGUACAUAUUGUCCAUAGGAAUCACAGGUGGAAAGGAGUGUCAUCGGAGCGUGCGUGUGCAAGAGCUUGCAUCUCUCAGUGUUGUGUCGUCGUCGUCCCACCAAGUGGUGUGUGGACCAUAAGCAAGACCCCCCCCUCCCAGAGCCAUUGGUGUUGUGCCCAUUAGCAUCUGUAAGGCAGUGCCCAGAAGCGCGUGUAGUGCUACUUCUCGUCAUUUGACGAUGUGCUGCAGUCUCUGUUGUAAUGUUUGAUGGUUGGGGAAACCAAUUAAAAUCUGUUUUAUGUUGGGA